UUCUAGGCAGGUGGGCAGGUGGCAGACAGGCGGGCAGGGGGAGGAAAGCCCGGCAAGGGUCUGUCUCUGGGACAACGGUUCAGUGCUGAGCCCCGUGCUCCUGGCCCGGCUCUCCAGUGGUGAGGGACGUGGGCUCUGAACAUGUCAAGAUCUGGGUUCAGACCUCUGCUUGGCUGUGUGAUCCCGGGCGAGCCACUGGCUGUCUCUGAAUCUGGGGUCCGGCUUCUCAGCGGGACGGCACGACCCCUCCAGCAGCUCAGGGGCAGCCCCUCCCGGCCUGGCUCUGGGCUAAGCACCUUCCAUACGUCGUCUUGGUCCAUUCUCACCUAACCCUGUGAGGCAGGACAUUUCCUCCCUCUGCCCAGGCUGUCCUCAGCCACAGUCUCAUUUGGGGGGGGGGUCACACCGGGCCCACUGAGCGCCCUGGACGCCACUGACCCCGGCAUCCACAAAGCCCCAACCACUGCCCCGAGACGGGCCUGGGGCGCUUCUGCCCCUCCCCUCUUCCCGGGCCACCUCACGGGCAUCUCGACAUAAGCGGCACUCUUGACCCCUGCGCUCCUCACCCCAGCUUCCCGUGUCAGGACCAGAGCGUGAGCCGCGCACGACCCCUCUCCUCCUGCGUGUGCAUGCCCUGGUGACCUUUCCUCUCAACUAGAUUCUGAAUCCGCCCACCUCCCGACAUCUCUGCAGCCUCCAAGCUGGUCGCGGCCAACAUCCGCUCUGCCCCAGACCCGCGGCCGCCCCCUCACGCGUCCCCAGCUUCCGCUCUUCCCCCUGGAGCCCAUUCUCCAUGCUCCACUCUGGGGCAGCCAGAGGGGUCUUCAAGUUGCAAACCGGGUCGUUUCGGUCCUUACCCCAAAUCUCCCGACAGCUCCCCGUCACACUUGGGAUGACACGGAAAGUCCUCACCCGGGCCCGAGAGUCCCCACGUGCAGGCCUGCCGGACCUCAGCUCGCUGGGCGCACCGCCCUCCUGCCGUAGGGCCCCUUUUUGGUUUCUUGAGUAACCCGCGCGUAUUCCCUCGGGGCCUUUGCACCUGCUGCUCCUGGAGCAGCCCUCUUCCCCCUUGCCCCUUAGACCCCAGUUCAAACAUCACUUGUACCCCCAGGCUACCCCACUCUUCCUCUCCAGGGUUCCUUUAGCGCCCUCACGGUCCCUCUGAAAUUACCCAGUUCAAGAGCAUGUCCAUUUGCCUGUGACUCUCCAGACUCUAAGCUGCUGGAGGUGGGGAACUGGGUGGUCUCACUCCCCGCAGACAGCCAGACCCCACGACGGGAGGAGCUCAGCAAAUAUCGGACGGAUGGCUGCUUGACCGGAACUUGGGGAGGUGAAGGAACCUGUCUGACCACAAAGCAGCAGCAGAGCCGGGCACCAGCCAGGACAACCAGACCCCGAAGCUGGGGACUCGAUCCUAAAGCCAUGUUGCCCCCGUGGCAUUUGGCUAAGAGCUUGGCUGCCUGGGUUGGAAUCCCUGCCUCACUAAUUUGCUGGGUGUCCUUGGGCAAGGCGUUUCACCUCUCUGAGCCCCAGGUUCCUCAAAGACAAAAUCAGCACAUUAACAAUUCUGCCUCUAGUUGGUUAAAUGAGAAGCGCCAGGAACAUGCUCGCACAGGACCUGGCAGGCAGGACACCUGCUAAUAAUUGUAGCAGCUGUACGGUUAGCAUCACCUUCCUGCUUUGAGAGUUUAUAGAGAGUGGGGACCAGAGGCCGGCCGCCCAGUUUGCCUGCCUCCCCAAGCUGGGCACCCAGGUGUGCCAAGAGCGUCCCCCUGCUGGUUGGACAGGUUUGGGGAAGGGCACGCAGAGGCACGGGGCCCAGGCGGGGCCUGCCAGGGUUAAUUAGAGGGAGCUGGAGGAGAGGGGCUGAGCGGAGUCCGAGCAGAGGCCAAACUUCCACGGCCCCUGGGACAUUGGUUCGCGAGGCCAUGGGCCGGGGCUUAAAUUCUGCCAGACUCAGGCGCCAGAAACGGCGCCUGCGGCCUCAGGUCCAGAAGCCCAGGCAGCAGCCAGAGCGGCUGCAGCAGGAGAAUCACGAGCUCCGCCGGGGCCUGGCAGCCCGGGGAGCCGAAUGGGAAGCCAGGGCGGUGGAGCUGGAGGGGGACGUGGAGGCCCUGCGGGCCCAGCUGGGGGAGCAGCGCUCAGAGCAGCAGGACAGCGGGCGCGAGCGUGCGCAGGCCCUCCGCGAACUCGGGGAGCAGAACCUCCGGCUGAGCCAGCAGCUGGCCCAGGCCUCCCAGACUGAGCAGGAGCUUCAGAGAGAACUGGAUGGCCUUCGGGGACAGUGCCAGUCUCAGGUCCUGGCGGGAGCAGAGCUGAGGACGCGGCUAGAGAGUCUGCAGGGGGAGAACCAGAUGCUGCAGAGCCGACGGCAGGACCUGGAGGCCCAGAUCCGAGGCCUGCGUGAGGAGGUGGACAAGGGCCAGGGCAGGCUACAGGCAACCCACGAGGAGCUGCUGAUACUGCGGCGUGAGAGGCGGGAGCAUAGCCUGGAGCUGGAACGCGCGCGCUCCGAGGCCGGGGAGGCACUGAGCGCGCUGCGGAGGCUGCAGAGGCGCGUGUCCGAGCUGGAGGAGGAGUCGCGUCUGCAGGACGCCGACGUGUCGGGAGCCUCGCUGCAGUCGGAACUUGCCCAUAGCCUCGACAGCGACCAGGACCGGAAGGCAGACGGACACCGAGACGCCCGGGACACCCUGUGCCCUGAGAUCCAAGAGGCGCUCAGCCACCAGUCUUCGCCCCAGGAGGAGAGCUUGGAGCCUCCCAAGAAGCGAGCAUCCCUGAGCUCAGGGGAGAUACUAGAGGAGAAGGAGGCCGAAGUGGCCCGGCUGCAGGAUGAGAUGGCGCUGCAGCGGGCCGAGUUGCAAUCCCUCCGGGAGGAGCUGCAAAGGCAGAAGGAGUUGCGGGCACACGAGGACCCCGAGGAGGCCCUUAGGGGCGCCCUCUCGGAUCGAGAUGAAGCCGUGAACAAGGCCCUGGAACUGUCCCUAGAGCUCAGCCGCGUCUCUCUGGAGCGGGACUCACUCUCCCGGGAGCUGUUUCGCACUAUCCGCCAGAAGGUGGCGCUGACGCAAGAGCUGGAGGCCUGGCAGGACGACAUGCAGGUGGUCAUCGGCCAGCAGCUGCGCUCGCAACGCCAGAAAGAGCUGAGCGCCACCGAAUGUGGCCCGCGCCGCGCCGCGCCGCGCUUCUCCCUGCGCCUGGGCCCUGGGCCCGCCGGCGGCUUCCUGAGCAGCCUCUUCCGAAGGACCUGACGGCCGGGCCCAGGGGGCAGCGCGUGCCCGCUGGCUCUCUUUCCUCUUCUGGCCAAUGUAGCAACAGGGCCCCGAUCGUCUUCCAGACAGGGCUGGUAGCCUCCCCACUCAGGGAGGCUGGGCAAAGUCACACUGGGAGCAGGGGCCAGCUUUGGGGGUCAGGGGCCCCAGGUGGGUGGCGGCGCAGGUGGGGCAGAGCUGAGUCUUGUAUCUAUACAGGUCUAUAUUUUCUAAACACUCUGGGCCUGGCAUGUUCCAGGGCAGAGAUGGGGGUGGGUAUUUAUGUAUCAAGAUCAAACAGAGUAAUAUAUAAAAAUCAUUACACUGA
This is a messenger RNA of Acinonyx jubatus (cheetah), 3579 nucleotides long. RefSeq names its product BICD family like cargo adaptor 2 (gene BICDL2). The transcript is spliced from 9 exons. NCBI's taxonomy places the organism in Eukaryota, Metazoa, Chordata, Mammalia, Carnivora, Felidae. Bases 1929 to 3251 code for a protein of 440 amino acids. The record is from RefSeq and is a predicted model, not a curated record. Gene Ontology annotation, biological process: vesicle transport along microtubule; Golgi to secretory granule transport.